This is a messenger RNA of Penicillium lagena, 1386 nucleotides long. RefSeq names its product putative potassium uptake transporter. Gene Ontology annotation, cellular component: plasma membrane. NCBI's taxonomy places the organism in Eukaryota, Fungi, Ascomycota, Eurotiomycetes, Eurotiales, Aspergillaceae. Gene Ontology annotation, molecular function: high-affinity potassium ion transmembrane transporter activity. The record is from RefSeq and is a predicted model, not a curated record. Gene Ontology annotation, biological process: potassium ion import across plasma membrane; intracellular potassium ion homeostasis. The transcript has 5 exons. The coding region runs from base 1 to 1386 and encodes 461 amino acids.
AUGCUUCCAUGGCCCGACCGGUUGAUUUCCACAACCUUGACACUGGAACGAGCCGCGUCCAUGAUGUUUGUACUUGGUAUAACUCGCAGUCGCAGCCAGAUUCCCCGACCUCGAUCUUCACACGGAAUAUCACGAUCCCGGACAAGCUAUCUGCCAAUCCUCUCUGCCCAAGCUACUCUAGAUCGAAAUUCACAAUUUUAUAGACUAACAGAUGAGGAUCGAGAGAAACUUGGUGGAAUUGAAUAUCGCAGCUUGAAGCUGUUGUUAAAAAUCGUUACUUCAUUGGCCUUCAUCUGUUCGGUGCAAUUUGCCUCGUUCCGUGGAUGCAGCAUGCCAGUCCAAAUUACCAGGAAUACCUUGCAGAAUGCGGCCAGGGGAAAACCUGGUGCCCAAACAAUGGUGAACAAUCUCGGAUUUACCCUGACCCCAGACUCGAUGAUCCAUUUCCAAGACGCCACCUACCCUCUACUUCUCAUGAGCUUUCUAGCCUAUGCAGGAAACACUUGUUACCCAUGCUUACUCCGACUGGUCAUCUGGAUCAUGUUCAAACUAUGUCCGGAAUACUCAUCUCGCAAAGAAUCACUCGGCUUCUUACUAUCUCAUCCUCGACGUUGCUACACACUUUUAUUCCCGAGCCAACCCACGUGGCUUCUGUUUAGAAUCCUGGUCGCCAUGAACCUCAUUGAUGUUGUCCUUAUCCUCGUACUAGAUUUGCAUAUUUCAGCAGUCAGCCAUCUUCCUCUCGGUCAACGCAUCAUUGCCGCACUUUUCCAGGCUGCUUCUUCCCGACAUACCGGAACCUCGAUUUUUAACUUGGCAGAUGUGAAUCCGGCUGUUCAAUUCAGUCUGCUGGUGAUGAUGUAUAUUUCUAUAUUCCCCAUCGCCCUCAGUGUCAGAGCCUCAAACGUCUAUGAAGAAGAAGCGCUCGGAGUUUAUUCGCUCGCGAACGAGAUCGACGAGAGCGACAGUCGAUCGUAUCUUCUCACCCACAUCCGCAACCAGCUCACCUUUGACUUGUGGUAUAUCUUCCUCGGCAUAUUUUGCAUCUGCAUCGCCGAAGCGGAGAGAAUCAUGGCUAAUUCAGAUCCGGCAUUUUCUGUCUUUUCGGUGUUCUUUGAGGUGAUCUCCGCAUAUGGCAACGUUGGGCUCAGUUUGGGGUAUCCGACAGUCAGUACAUCUCUCAGUGGGCAGUUUACCACAUUCAGUAAACUUGUUAUCUGUGCCAUGAUGGUCCGCGGCCGCCACCGCGGACUGCCAUAUAAGUUGGAUCGGGCUAUUGUCUUGCCGACCGAGCAUCUUAUGCGAAACGAUACGGAAGGCGAUUCAGGUUGGAGAGGAGGACAAGUCCAGCAACUGGCAGGAAUCCGACGAAUCCACACAAGCUAA